Musa acuminata subsp. malaccensis (wild Malaysian banana) is the source of this 3848-nucleotide messenger RNA. The record is from RefSeq and is a predicted model, not a curated record. NCBI's taxonomy places the organism in Eukaryota, Viridiplantae, Streptophyta, Magnoliopsida, Zingiberales, Musaceae.
CACACAGUUGCUCACCCGAACCCUUUUCUCUCCUCUCCUCCGUGUCGCUGCCAUUCGCCUUCUCCGCUCUUCCUCGCACACACUCUCUCCGCUUAGGUCUUCAUCUUUCUUCCUCUUCGUCGUCGCUCGCCUGUGGCAUUCUUCCGAACGCUUCGCCCUUAUCGAUUCUCCAGUCUCUCCGUCUCUUCUUAGGGUUUCUAGGGUUCCUUGAUUUCAACCGGGAGAUCGAGGUCGGCGAGCGAGACUGAGCGACAAGUGAGUUGACAAUCUAGGGCAGGGUUGGUUGGGACGUUGGGCGCCCGCUGGUUCUCUGCCUUGGGAGCUCUUGAGUUGUUUGAUCGGGCGGGGAUCGGAGGGAUUCGGCGGCGUUUUGAUCUGCAAAUUGCUGGAGGGGCUCUUCUAGUGGUGCUCGGAUUUUGGCGGUUAAUGACGAACCUUCUUGGGGAGGCUUGGUUCUUCAGGUGUCUCUCUUUGGUUGCUAGUGCUGAUGGUGAGGUGCUAUAACCUGAAGCAAGACUAUGAAUCUCUUCUCUGGUGGCUAAAGCAUUAGCUACCAUGGUUUCUAGUAUUACAUAGCCAUUUAUUGUCUUUAGAAACCCCAGCCACAAUGCCUUCAUGGUGGGGGAAAUUGUCUUCUAAGGAUGUGAAGAAGAACACAAAGGAAAAUUUUAUUGACACAUUACACCGUUUUAUUAGUUCAACUGAACAAAAAAGCACUACAAAAUCAAGGGGAAGUCGACGGCGAAAAAGUGACACUUCAGAAAAGGCACCCAGAUCAAGAACAGAAUCACGAUCUACAUCACCUUCUGCACAAGUGUCCCGGUGUCAGAGUUUCGGAGGCAGGUCAAAUUCCCAACCACUUCCUCUACCCGGGCUGUGUUCAGGCAUAUCAUGCAAGCCCUCUGAGGUCAUUACAUCGAAGUCGAUCCUAGAAGAGCGUGGAAAAUCACAGCUGCUUUUACCACUUCCAAGACCUAACCACAUUUCAAAAAGACCAGAUACUGCUGAGCUUGAUGGAGGUGUAGCUACCACCUCUAUUUCUAGUAAUUGCUCUAUUGAUAGUGACGAUGCAGCAGAUUCUGAACUUCACAGCCCAGUCAAUGACUUUUUAAAAAGCAAUAGAGCUGUUACAAGCAACCAUAGUGCGGGGCGCAAGGACCCAUGUCCUGCGACACAAUGCAAAACAAGAGAGAUGAUGAAAUCCACAAAUUUCUUACUUGGGAACCAUAUUUUAUCUGCACCAUCUAAGCAGGGUUUUCAGAACAAUUACCAAUCAAAUAUACAAAUUCCUCGACAUGGUGCUUUUGCAAGUGCACCAGAUAGUUCGUUGUCAAGUCCCUCGAGAAGUCCUAUGAGAGUUGUGUUCCCUGAGCAGAUACCAACAUCAGCCAUUUGGGCGACAAAGCCGCAACAAGAUUUAACUUUUUUUGGAUCUGGCCAGUGCUCAAGUCCAGGUUCAGGUCAGACUUCUGGGCAUAAUUCAAUGGGAGGAGACAUGCUUGGACAGUUCUGGCAGCAUAGUAGAGGUAGUCCAGAGUGCUCUCCAAUACCAAGCCCAAGAAUGCUGAGUCCUGGUCCUAGUUCUAGGAUACAUAGCGGAACCGUCUCUCCACUGCAUCCACGGGCUGUAGGAACAGCACCAGAGUCACCAACAAGGCGGCAUGAUGAGGGGAAGAAAGAAAGCCACAGAUUGCCACUGCCGCCAAAAAAUAUAUCUAUCAGUGCUACUUUUCCUCCACAUAAUUCAACCACAAAUUCUUCAAUGUCAGUAGUACGCAGUCCUGGAAGGACAGAUAAUCCCACAAGUCCUGGAUCAAAGUGGAAGAAGGGAAAAUUAAUUGGACGUGGUACAUUUGGACAUGUUUAUAUUGGUUUUAACAGUGAGAGUGGUGAAAUGUGUGCAAUGAAGGAGGUUACCCUGUUCAUGGAUGAUGCUAAGUCAAAAGAAAGUGCAAAACAGUUGGGGCAAGAAAUAUCCCUCUUAAGUCGGCUACAGCAUCCAAAUAUUGUGCAAUAUUAUGGUUGUGAGAUGAUUGAUGACAAGCUUUAUAUUUACUUGGAAUAUGUAUCUGGUGGUUCCAUACAUAAGCUACUUCAAGAGUAUGGGCCACUUGGUGAACCAGCAAUUAGGAGUUAUACACAACAAAUUCUUUCAGGUUUAGCAUAUUUGCAUGCAAAGAACACUGUUCACAGGGACAUCAAAGGUGCAAAUAUAUUGGUAGAUCCAAAUGGCCGGGUCAAGCUGGCAGACUUCGGGAUGGCAAAACAUAUUACUGGACAAUCUUGUCCCUUGUCAUUCAAGGGAAGUCCUUACUGGAUGGCUCCUGAGGUCAUAAAGAACUCAAAUGGCUGCAAUCUUGCUGUGGACGUAUGGAGCCUAGGGUGCACUGUCUUGGAGAUGGUUACAUCAAAACCACCUUGGAGCCAAUAUGAAGGGAUUGCAGCCAUGUUCAAGAUUGGAAAUAGUAAGGAGCUGCCACCGAUCCCUGAUCAUCUUUCUGUUGAUGGCAAAGAUUUUAUAGGAAAAUGUCUUCAACGUGAUCCAUCCAAGCGUCCAACUGCAUCUGAACUGUUACAACAUCCAUUUGUUAACAGUGCAGCCUUGAUAGAAAAAUCCAUCUUUAGUUCCCAACCUGUGCAACAACUGAUAGGUGUUUCAAGUGGAGCAUGUACCAAGGGUGUUGGUCAUGCAAGAAAUCUUUCUUCUUUGGAUGUGGAGGGAUUGGCAUUUCAUCGUUUAAGAGGUGGAAAAUCUACUAUUUUGUCUAGCUUUAAGUGCAGAAAGCUACAUGGAAGAAUGGAGCAUUCUUUAUUACUGACUCUGAAAUUUGAACCAAUCAUAAAACCCCUAAAAUUGGAUACCAAGAUUAGAAUAUGUACCCACUCACCUAUAAAGGAUAAUUGAUGAGCAAACCUCAACUUUUCCCUGGAUAUGCAAUGGUAAUUUUCUGAGCUCCAUUCAACUGUAUGAUUAGAAUAUGUGUUUGAUCUCCAAUUAUUCAUGUAUUAGCUAAGAAAAACCUGGUCCUAGCUAUCUUAUUCUUCUAAGAGCCAUCGGGUACUAAUUGAUUAGUGGAUGAGUUACUUUUAUGGACUUUAUCUUACUAUGACCAUAUUGGCCACCCAUUUUCCGAGAUUCUAUAGAUUAAAUUUUUCCUUGUAUCAUUUUUUUACAGCAUUUCCCAUGAUUGACUCCCAAAAACUGGAAAAUGCUGGUGGUGGUAGAAAAAUCGACCACUGCUUCAUUGAAAUGACUUUAGUGCUUCGCUAAGGACACAUUUUUAACUGUUUUGACAUGAGCUGAUCUCAAAGGUUGCCAGGAAACGACUAUGUUUUUUUUUAUCAUGUGUCAUCGUUGAAGAUCACACUAUUUAAUGUUUUCUCUUCUGUAAUUAGUAAAGAAAGGACUGUUAUCUCAAGUGGUGAGGCCAAUUUACAGCUCUUAUUGGUGAGGCCAAUUUACAUCUCUUAUUGGCUGAGAAAUUUUACUUGUCGAUGCGUAUGGAUGGAGUAGCUAAAUCGAGAAACUUAAGAUAUUCAAAUUGUCUAGAUUCUUAACUCUUGCUGUGUUAUGCAUAUGGUUUCUUUCGAGGCUAAGGUCAUGAUCUGAACAAUAAAACUUUGUACAUCAGUAUCAUAUUUGAUAUUAGAUGAGCAAGAGUGCAAGACUUACAGCUGUUCUCUUGGAAACAGCUAAAGCAGUUGGUGUUCUUUGUGAGAAUUUGCAAUAAAUUUUUUUAAAGAUAUUAUUUUCCACUAAAACAAGGGGUUUUGACUAUAACUUUUGUUGUUUACUCUAGUUACUUGUCUUGUGGAUUUAUACUGUUCUACAUCCUCCGUAUAGACAU